Gamsiella multidivaricata is the source of this 4170-nucleotide messenger RNA. RefSeq lists its product as uncharacterized. The transcript has 5 exons. NCBI's taxonomy places the organism in Eukaryota, Fungi, Mortierellomycota, Mortierellomycetes, Mortierellales, Mortierellaceae. Gene Ontology annotation, molecular function: guanyl-nucleotide exchange factor activity; metal ion binding. The record is from RefSeq and is a predicted model, not a curated record. The coding region runs from base 322 to 3792 and encodes 1156 amino acids.
AAGGUCCCCUCUACAGUGCACCGGUGCACCGUGUAUAUAUUCUCGCGAAUUCCUAUUAGCCUUUACAGUUCGCGUUCUUCUUUACACGUUCCCCAGCCAAUCCUCUUGAGCCUUUGCCCUGCUUUCUUUGCCAAAAAGGGUUUUGACUAGGUCUGCCGUUUAAACCGCCCCUUUCUGUUCCGCUUGCUCCUUUACUCCCUUGGGUGAUCAUCUGCUACUGUGACCCUGUGCCUGUACCUGUACCUGUACCUGUACCUGCACCUGUACCUGACCCCUGUCCCCUACCUGACCCUGCUCACAGAGCAUUACAAAGCCUUUGACAUGGCAAACAAAAGCGCACAGACUGUCGUCGAUCGUCAGAUCACGCUAGAGACCACCUUGCCGGGUCCCGUACUCACCGGUGGCCCCGACCAAGCUUCAUCUCCUCUCCUUUCCAACCCCACAUCAGCCUCACACCCACCGCCUGCCCACAGUCAUCAGUCAUAUAACAUCCACCAGCGCGUCCGGCAGCACCAGGGACACCCUGGCGGACGCCUCAACCACUCGCCAUCUAUCCGGCAAUCAUGGCUCUUCCCCACCAACAGAGCAUCGCCCUCAACCGCCUUGCCAGAAACGACCUCGGUCAUGACCCUCAACCAGCGUCCUCACCACGGCCGUACAGAUGCCUCUCCCACAGCUGCUUCGUCCGCCACGGCGCAAAGCGUCCCACCCAGUGUCGUUAUGAACCACAAAGAGCGCAGGAAUUUCAGCGGGAGUGCACGUUCACGACUGACCAAGAUCGACCGACUUAGUAAAAUGAUGCUCAACCCAAACUCAUCUAUACCCACUCUGGCUGACGGGUCCCCCGCAGUCUUUGCCAAUUCAACCUCACGGAGGCGGGCACGGCUCAGUCUGCAACCCCAGAAGGUCACCCCUACAGAGACAUCGCUCUCUUCUACUACCUCAGCUCAGACAUCUGAUCAAAUCUCGCGUUCAACAUCGCAUUCGUCCACAGCAGUGUCUCUUUCCUCCGUCGUAUCAUCCAUCCCUCACAGCAGCAAUAGUUACCCCCGUCAUAUCGUCAUGCGAUCCACCUCUCCUCAUCGGACUAUCGAAGAUCAUUUGGACGAUACCGCCGCGACGGACUCAUUCUCAUCGUCCUUGCCUUCCACGUCAGCCUUCGCUGCUGGCGUGGAUCCUUCACACAACAGCGAGUCCUUCACACCUGAAAACCCAGAGAAAGCUAAUAGACAUGCAUCGAUGCCGCUGCCCAAGCCUGGAUGGAGACUGUACGAUCUUCCAGACGUUGACGAGACCGAUUCACAGACCGAUCAGGGCGAUAGGUUGAACUCAGCCAACGGCGAGGAGCGCUUCCAGUACUCGGCAUCGAACGCGUCGUCAACGACCAAUCUGGAGAAUCACUCCUGUCAAUACCAUGCCACUCACACUCGCCAGAACUCGACCAGUACUUUUUACACCAUGACCCCGAAUGCCUCCUCCUUGGAUUUGUCUCAGCCACCUUCGAACCAGAUGAAUCAGAGCUCGAUUGAUCCAUUGACAGUAACAUCGUUCGAAGGGCUGUCUCAGAGCCCGAGUACCUUUAGUCUACCACCACCAGCCCCCAAGGCGAUCAAGAACACAAAGUCUCCUCUGGCCCUACGGAGAUCCUCGACCUUGUCCACCUGCUCAACGUCGCCGAUCAAUUCGCCCUUCAACAAGGGAUCGUUCCCAAAGUCGUCGCUUCUGUCUAGCACAGUUUAUAGCAACAAGACACUGACGGAAGAACGUCAAAAGAUUAUCUUGGAAAUCUUGAGGACGGAGCGAUCGUAUGUGGACGGGCUUGUGGUCCUGCAGACCCUGUUUUACGAACCCUUGAAUGCACCGUACUCAAGCGGGAACAACUCGGGCAUGAACACAACUACUGGCUUCAACCUAAACAAUAGCGCCAAUGCCAGCGGGUCGUGUGCAGGAGCAGGAGCAGGAACAGGCGCAGCUACGGGUGCUCCCUACUAUGCCUCAUCGACUGUGGGAUUCAACUCGACGCUACCAGCCUCGGCAGUACCUCUGCUCUCAAAGAAGUCGGUCGGGGAGAUCUUUUCCAACUUUUCAGAGAUUUUGCAGAUCAACACGCUGCUUCUCACACAGCUCGAGACCCGGAUUUGCGGAACGACUUUUUCAACAGGCUGGGAGAGUGAUGAGGAUGAGACUGACGAGACCAGGGACCAGGAAGGCGAUGAAGGCAGCCAGCGCUCAUCAAAGAAUCGUCGUGGUGCGAAACAAAAGCUGGAGCAGGUUAUGGUCACUGUUGGUACUCAGGGAGGUGAGCAGGAGCAAAUGUUGGUACUGGAUACAGACUGGAGUGUCGGCGAUAUCUUUAUCGAAAUUGCUCCGUUCCUUAAGAUGUAUUCCAACUACGUCAAGACCUAUACCUCUGCUCUCACUCACAUCAACGACUGCAUGAGCCGUAACGAGCGCUUUACAGAGUUUCUCAAGGCCACUGCGAAAAAACCAGAGUGCAAGAGUCUUGACUUUCAGGCUUACUUGAUGCUCCCUGUUCAGAGAAUCCCACGAUACCGUAUGCUCCUCGAGAGUCUCUUGCGCCAUACCCCCGACGACCACCCAGACCAUCGCAAGCUCCAGACCGCGUUCGAAUCAAUGGAGCAGACAGCCAACUUUGUGAACGAGACAAUUCGCCAGCAUGAGAUGUUUGUGGAGAUGGUCAACCUUCAGUCUAGGAUCACGGGCAUGUCUGAACCGCUCGUCAUUCCUGGUCGCGUGCUUCUGAAGCGCGGGAACGUCUGGAAGGUUUGUCGCCGCAAUAUCCAGCUCCGGGAGAUCAUCUUGUUCUCGGACUGUAUUGUGUGGACGAGCCCCAGCAUGAACCCGUUGGAUGACACACUGACAUUCCAUCGCAAAGUCGGGCUUGAGAACAGUACGGUCAUUGGGGCCGAGGACCCGGAUCCGACCAAGAAUGCCUUCCAGAUUAUUAGCCCCGAGAAGUCGUCGCAGGUCUAUGUCGAUACGCCGAAGGAGAAGGAGGCCUGGAUGGUAGCGAUCCGUAGGGCUACACAGGAAUAUCUCUCGGCCAAAAGGACCCUCAAAAUCUCGAUCACGCCGAUGCAGAGUAUCAGUGCUGCGGCUACGAGCUUUGGGGCGGGACUGCUACGACGUGAGGCCGGAUUGUGGUCUCCGACAUCGUUUGGUAGCGAAUCGAGAAUGAAUACGUUCAGCAGCCCCAUGAGCCCCGAUUCAGAGGUUCCGGGCGCCUUUGGAACCUGGCCAGUGGUAGAUGGAGGAUACCAGAAUGCAGCGGCGCAGAAGCAGCAGCAGCAACCGAUGCGGGUGGUGGAGAAUUAUAACGCGCCGGUUUGGGUGCCGGAUCACUCUGCGACUCGAUGCAUGAUUUGCACUGAGGAGUUUGGAACCAUCUUUAGGCGGAAGCAUCAUUGUCGCGCCUGCGGAAAAGUGGUUUGCCACUCAUGUUCCUCUCGAACAAUUCUGAUCAAAGGUACUGGCAAUCAUUCUGAAAAGGUUGGCAGAGCAUGCGACGACUGCAUUGAUAGCAUGUUCCCGGAGGAGGCGGAAUUCUCCCAGCCUAUUGUUGCCAACCAGAUCUCGCAAGAGCUUUUGCCGACUGUUGAACAACAACAGCGUAGGGCUGAGGGUGAGAUUGCCCGUCGUACGAGUAACCAAAGCCUAGACGGUGUCAUGAUCCGGCCUGAAGACUAUGCACAGGAGGCAGGCGCAUCGAUUGGUGCCACGGGGAUGGUUCGAGGCUUUGUCGAGGCGGGACUCAAUCGGGUAGGUUCAUAGUCCUGAGAGCUAUUACCGAUAUGAGAGCACCAUGGUUCUAGUGGUCAUACUCUGACCGUCUAUGUUUUGCUUUUCUGUUGUAUGCCUUGUAGAUGAAAAGCCGCUCGGGCCACGACAACAUUCUGGGUACGGAAGCCAAUUCGGGAGAGAAUACGCGUGCCUAUAACCGUAGGUCCGGUAGCCAUUUUGCGAACGGGGCGGAUAACAACGCAACUCAGGUUAAGGAAUGUGGUCUCUGCAGGACAGAGUUCAGCAUGUUCAAAUGGAGGAAUGUCUGCUCGCAGUGCCGCAGAGUUGUUUGCUCCGAUUGCCUGACUAAGAAACAAAUCGAUCAACUAUUCUUGAUGGGUCUCCAAGCAGAACGGGAGGCGAAAGCCC